UCGUCACGUUGUUGCCUUGUGUUCACAGAAAGGUGUCAUGUGACACUCCUUAACGCGAGCAGAAACACCAGACAGAAGAGUUAGGGUUUUUUAAAGAAAUAAAAAUAUCUAUAUUUCAGAGGGUUUCAAUUCCCUCGUAUAUAAAAGCGAAGAGGGAGAAAGCGGAAGUCUGAGUGAGCUCGAGCUGCGAUGGGGUGCUGUUACAGCAGCGAGAGCGAAACACCCGAACAGGAUGGAGACGAGCGCAAGCCGCUGAUCCCGCACCCGAACCCGGACAGCAAACCGCCAAACGGGACAGAGCGGAACCCGGCCAACAUCUCGUCCACCCGCACAGACGAGCAGGCUCUGCUGUCAAUCAUCAACAAGACUGCACAAAACAUUAUCGAUGUAUCAGCUGCAGACUCACAGGGAAUGGAGCAACAUGAGUACAUGGACAAAGCCAGGCAAUACAGCACGAAGCUGGCAGUGUUAAGCAGUACUCUGAGUCAGAAGAAGCCGCCUCCUCUGCCCUCCCUCACCUCCCAACCUCACCAAGUACUCGCUAGUGACCUAGUGCCCUACUCCGACAUCCAGCAGGUGUCUAAAGUGGCAGCGUACGCCUACAGUGCCAUCUCACAGAUCAAGGUGGACGCCAAAGAAGAGCUGGUGGUGCAGUUUGCUAUCCCAUGAUUCUCCUCUGUCUUGCUCUCUCCACCCCCCUCUCUCUUUCCUCACCCUCUUUUUUUAGCUAACUAAUUGAUCAGAGACGAUAAGCUCUGCCUCUUGCUUGUCCCUCAUCCGAUCUGACCCAACUCCUUUGAACUCAAAAAGCUAGUUCGGUUGUCCCUCAUCCAAUCAGAGGUGUUUUUUUCUUCUUCUUUAUUAACUUCUUCAACUAAUGCUAAAGGUAAACAGGGAGACCUUUGCAUUGCAGCGUGUCAGGGUUCAGUGCAGUUAGCUGAAAGUUGGAGAGCAAAGCCGUGCUGUCAUUUCGUUCCAGUUCUUUGACACUUUGUAUGUAAAAGGCUGAUGCUAUAAACUUAAUCUUCAUCUGUGUUGCCUCGUCCAAUCAGAUGCAUCGGUUUUCCUCCUCAAGAUUCCUCGUGCUAAAGCAAAAAGAUUAAUCUAGUCUAAUACCCCUGCUGUCUUUUCAGUCACUGGGACCCACAGCUGCUUCUCCAUUAACUUUUCCAAUAAACCCACCAGGUCUCAAGCACUGACGGUUUGUUUGUUCGUGUGUAUGUUGUGACAGUUGGUGUUUGAGCAUAUUUUCUUCCUGAAAAGUCAGACUCUAUUUUGCCAUUAUUACAAUUUUUUGUUCACCUCCCAGUUCCCACUCACAUACCCCGUCAUACAACAGCCACCAACCAGAGAAGGCGAAGACUAACACAAGCAUAACGCACAAAAGCGCAGUCCGCCCUCUUCCCCGUGCAUGAGCUCACAGAUACCCGUGAUUGGCUGGUGUCACUGUGAUUGACAGGCGAGAGGACUGGGUUGGGGUUUGAACUUGCAAGCUUCUGACAAUAGGACAAACAUUUUUCUUUUGCCUCUCAGAAACUCUUUAUAGUCCAUGAGAAUGUUCUUAUCACUCCAUCUUCAUUAGCAUAGGGGGCAGGACAAGCAAUAUGCAUUUUUGAAUAUUCCUCAGAGUCAGAACUGAUGAACAUUGUCAUAAAGUUAGGUGAAGCAGAGGCUGUGAAUUUGGGUGAUGUGACAACACGAGGAGGGCGGGGUUUACUAAUGAAUAUUCAUGAGACGAAAUCAUUAUGCAUACAUUAUGCUUGCUUCAUGCUUUGCCACAAAUAUUUUGGAUUUCACACAAACGGAAAGGAAGAAGACGGUGCACAAAGAGAGAGGGCGGAGUCUUUUUUUUUAGCGAAUGUUAAUUAGUACGGACAGAGAGGGGGAAGCUGAUUUGGAUAUUGCUUAAGGGUCAUGCCUUCAUUAGCCUACUCACGAAGAACCAGGUAGUAGAUGGAGGAAGGAGCCUUUUCUCUGAUGGAUGAUUUGCUGCAAUGAUUUAUUUUUUUAUUUUUUUUUUUAAUAUUCUUACAAGCGUUCCUGAAAUGUUUAUGGGUUUAUUCGUAAUAAAUUAUAUUAAAACUGUUGAACAGCAGAGAGGAGGUGGGCGGUCGUUUACAGAGAGAGGGGGCGGGGCUGAAACUGGCUAUUUGAUGUAUAUGAUUUUCGGCAUGUAUAUGCCUUUAACAUGCAGUGUGUGUGUGUGUGUGUGAGGGAGAAAAUUAAGAUGCAGUGCGCGAGGAGAAGCGUGCUUUACACAUCAGUAGCCGAUGUUUUUAUUCAGAUUAGCGCAUGCACUUUUAUGCUGCCUGAUCAGACGACAUUAUUAUGCACGUGCCAAUAAUCCGAUCUAAUAUUGCGAUAACAUUUUAUUCAAUUUAUCAAUUCCUAAUAUCACUGGGCUGUACUCAUAUAAUCAUAUGGAAAUACUGAUAGAAUCACUGAUGAUGGGAAAUUACGUAUCAUUUAAUGGCUUUUUAUUAAAGGUUACUGGCACAUGCGUAAUCCCCAUGAAGGACAUCACAGACUGUUGGACUUCCUUUCCAUAAUCAGAACCUGAUUGUAAUUAUUUAUUUUUUUUUUUCCUUUUAAUGUAUUUAUGUGGGCUGACGCACACGUGUGCGUGAGUGUGUGUGUGUAUAUACACUUUCACCAUGUCACAAAAGGGACUGAACACACUGUAGCGGUUGUGUUUUUGUUUAUUUAGCUUUGUUGCUCUCGGCUUUCUUUUGUUCUGUUCAUGCAACUCACAGCAUUGGUUUUCAUAGCCUAGAACCAAAUUGUUUGAUUUCAAUACUGUUAAUACUUGCCUAUGUUUUUUUUUUUUGUUGUUGAAAUGAAGCAUUAAAGACUUGUAUAAAGAAUUA
This is a messenger RNA of Hemibagrus wyckioides, 2867 nucleotides long. RefSeq names its product late endosomal/lysosomal adaptor, MAPK and MTOR activator 1 (gene lamtor1). The coding region runs from base 190 to 669 and encodes 159 amino acids. The record is from RefSeq and is a predicted model, not a curated record. Gene Ontology annotation, molecular function: molecular adaptor activity; guanyl-nucleotide exchange factor activity. NCBI's taxonomy places the organism in Eukaryota, Metazoa, Chordata, Actinopteri, Siluriformes, Bagridae. Gene Ontology annotation, biological process: positive regulation of TOR signaling; endosomal transport; positive regulation of MAPK cascade. Gene Ontology annotation, cellular component: Ragulator complex; membrane raft; lysosome. The transcript is spliced from 5 exons.